GAUGUUUCGAUGGAUGACGAGCAACAGCAGUUAUCGAAAAAAACAAAUCGAGCAGCUAUCGCUAGUCAACGGUCACACUGGCGCACAAAAUCCAACCAGUUGACAGACCCAAGCACAAUCAGCUGUUUUUAGUCGCGUAAUAAUUUAGUUGAAUUAAAUAUGCUAAAAACGCCCAUUUUCCGCUUGAUACGCGAUCAACGUUUAAGCGUGCCUAUUUUGCGUGGUUUUCAUCACGAAUUUACCAAGCCAGAGCCGAAAGCUGCCAAGCAACAGACUGAGAGCACAAAUCAGUCAUUUGUCGCUGGCGGCGUGCAAAAUAAAUAUAAAAUAUUUCGCGACGAGGAAGCCACUGAAAUUUUCGAUGUGGACGAGUUGCGCUACCAGGAAAAUGAGCUGCCCCCCGAAGCCGAACAGGAUCAGUACUUGGGACUCAAUUUGAAGAGAGGCAUUCGUGGCGUAUUUGAUGUUGAGGAUCUAGUGGAGCUGUUGCGCAAGGAGAAUGUCGACGACAUCUUUGUAUGCUAUGUGCCCGAAGAGUUAAAGUAUGUGGAUCAUCUCGUCGUUUGCAGUGCACGAAGCUAUCGUCAUAUGCUCGCCACAGCAGAGUUUGUCCGCCGCAUGUUCAAAAUAAAACGGUCGAAGGGAGAUCUGCUGCCCCGCAUCGAGGGCGAGAAGAGUCGCGACUGGAUGGCCAUGGAUUUGGGCAACAUUGCGCUGCACAUAUUCUCGCCCAAGGCACGCGAGAAUUAUGAUCUGGAAUCGUUGUGGGCAAUUGGACCGCAAUACGAUCCGGAAAGUCAAAAGCCACACAAUCCGCUCGGCAACAUAUUCUUGGCCAAGCCGGAAACGUAGCCAGCCUUGCUGAACGAAUAAAGUUAAUGUGUCUAUUUUAAGAAA
Messenger RNA from Drosophila grimshawi, 897 nucleotides. RefSeq names its product mitochondrial assembly of ribosomal large subunit protein 1 (gene RsfS312). Bases 160 to 852 code for a protein of 230 amino acids. Gene Ontology annotation, cellular component: mitochondrion. NCBI's taxonomy places the organism in Eukaryota, Metazoa, Arthropoda, Insecta, Diptera, Drosophilidae. Gene Ontology annotation, biological process: negative regulation of translation; negative regulation of ribosome biogenesis. Gene Ontology annotation, molecular function: ribosomal large subunit binding. The record is from RefSeq and is a predicted model, not a curated record. The transcript has 3 exons.